Zingiber officinale is the source of this 1767-nucleotide messenger RNA. Its product is annotated as protein IQ-DOMAIN 2-like. The coding region runs from base 168 to 1619 and encodes 483 amino acids. The transcript is spliced from 6 exons. The record is from RefSeq and is a predicted model, not a curated record. Gene Ontology annotation, molecular function: protein binding. Lineage: Eukaryota; Viridiplantae; Streptophyta; Magnoliopsida; Zingiberales; Zingiberaceae.
UCGCGUUUCUUUUGGGGCCCAGUCGUCUUCUCCAGUGCCCAGAGUCGAGACCCAGAUCCGCUGCUCAAAUCCUUCCUCUUCCCAGCGGCUCGAGGCGACGGGCAGAUCCAGAGACUGCAGCGAGGAGGUUGGGGAUUUCCCGUUCCGCCAGAAGAAGAGGAGAGGGAAUGGGGAAGAGGGCCAAGUGGUUCGGCGCCGUGAAGAAGGUCUUCGGCCACAAAUCGAAGGAGAAGAGAGAAAAAUCGAAAAAGAAAUUGGGUCGCGGGACAUCCCGACUCCGGGAUGUAUCUGCUGCUGGGACUGUCGACGUUUCUGGUCGAGAGGUAGUUCCUUCGUUGCUGCCUCAUCCAGAUGAGGAUAAAGUGGUGGAGGUUGAGAUUGAGGAAAGCAACUAUGCUAACUCUCUGCCGCUUACUCCUCUUGAUCCUCCAGAACCUGCAGUUACUACCGAAAGAGAUGCCAGCCAUGUCACAGCUUCAUCAAAGUUCCCCGGCAAGACAAGAGAAGAGAUUGCUGCAGUCAAGAUCCAAACUGCUUUCCGGGGUCACCUGGCAAGGAGAGCUUUACGGGCACUGAGAGGACUGGUUAGGCUGAAGUCACUUAUUGAUGGCAACUCUGUCAAACGCCAAGCAACAACCACAUUGCGAUACAUGCAAAUGCUAGCAAGGAUCCAAUCACAGAUUCGGACAAGGAGAAUUAGAAUGCUAGAAGAAAACCAAGAUCUUCAGCGGCAAAUGCUACUUAAACAUGAACGAGAACUUGAAAUUUUGAAGAUGGGAGAAGAAUGGGACGACAGUUUGCAGACAAAGGAGCAACUUAAAGCAAGUUUAUUGAGCAAGCAAGAAGCUGCAAUAAGAAGAGAAAGGGCAUUGGCUUAUGCAUUUUCUCAUCAGUGGAAAAAUUCCUCAAAACCACUGAACCCGAUGUUUAUGGAUCCCAAUAAUCUACAAUGGGGUUGGAGCUGGUUGGAGCGCUGGAUGGCAGAAAGGCCAUUGGACAAAAAGAGCACAACAGAUAGAGAUCUGCUGAAUGAGGUCACCACUGCAAAGAGAAUCGCUCAGAAUGAUGGAGGUGGGGAUAUCUUAAGAACUUAUGCUAAUAGGGAUAGGAAUUCAGAUAAGCCCUCCCCAGCAGCAUCCCAGAAACCGACUCGCCCUGCAAGCCGUCAGUCUCCUUCAACACCACCUGUCAAGCCCCCUUGGUCAUUGGGGAAGGCUAAAUCAGAAAGCCCAAAACCAGUAUGGAGCGCAUUGGAAGAUGACUCAAGGAGCAUGGUCAGUAUGCAGUCAGAGAGAUCUCAGGGGCACAGCUUGGCAGCUGCAUCAAUGAGGGAUGAUAAGAGCCUUUCUGGUUCGUCAACCGUGCCAAGCUACAUGGCAACAACAAAGUCUGCAAAGGCGAAGUCCCACCUCCACAGUUUUCCAAGUGACAAACUUGACUCUGGAGAGAAAUCUUCUGUUAAUUCUGUGAAGAAGAGAUUGUCAUUCCCCACAGGACAAAAAUUUUCUCCGGCAUCUCCUGUUGCAACGAGGAGGAACUCAGGUCCUCCCAAGGUGGAAUUGGCAUCAGAAAAUGAUAUAGAAUCCACAGGAGAAGCUAGCAACUCAACUAAAUCUUAAGAUGAUAUAUAGUGAGGAAAAUAUAGAUGUUAUAUCAAUUUAUGACCAUUUAUUUUAAGACGUUCCGUGAGCGAUAAACAUUAAACAAGUUGAUAAGGAUUGGUUUGUGUAUAAGAAUUGAUUACUUUUACUGAGCCGAAAGUCGUUU